CCCUUCCCCACUGCGCCUCCCGUUACGCUAUGGAUGCCGCAAUGGUUUUUUAAAAAUAAGAAAUUCUCGCGAUUUUCUUGCUUCUUCGCCGCAGGAUCACAGCACCAAGCUUGGAGCUUCGUCUCGGACUUCCAUCGCUUCUUCGCAGGGCUCUUGGCGGCUCGAGAAGAGAGAGAGAGAGUGAGCGAUGGCAGCCGCGGCCGAGCAGCUCACACAGGAGCAAUUGGCGGAGUUCAAGGAAGCCUUCAGCUUGUUCGACAAAGAUGGUGAUGGCUGCAUUACAACCAAGGAGCUGGGCACGGUGAUGAGAUCCCUGGGACAGAACCCAACCGAGGCGGAGCUGCAGGACAUGAUCAACGAGGUGGACGCCGACGGCAAUGGAACCAUCGAUUUCGCCGAGUUCUUGAGCCUCAUGGCGCGCAAGAUGAAGGACACGGACUCGGAGGAGGAGCUCAAGGAGGCGUUCCGGGUGUUCGACAAGGACCAGAACGGAUUCAUCUCCGCGGUGGAGCUGCGGCACGUAAUGACGAAUCUGGGCGAGAAGCUCACGGACGAGGAGGUGGACGAGAUGAUCCGGGAGGCGGACGUGGACGGCGACGGGCAGAUCAACUACGAGGAGUUUGUCAAGAUGAUGAUGGUCAAGUAGGACGGAUCUCGAGGUUUCAAGACCUCUAGAUCAAGCUCGAGAGAAAUCAAGAGUGAGAAAGAGAAAGUUUAACAUUUAUAUAUAGGUUUUUUUCGUUGAUCAUCG
Molecule: messenger RNA, 751 nt
Organism: Selaginella moellendorffii
Lineage: Eukaryota; Viridiplantae; Streptophyta; Lycopodiopsida; Selaginellales; Selaginellaceae
Product: calmodulin
Exons: 3
Coding region: 188-646 (152 amino acids)
Molecular function (GO): calcium ion binding; enzyme regulator activity
Source: RefSeq, a predicted model, not a curated record